This is a messenger RNA of Lactuca virosa, 837 nucleotides long. The record is from the annotation of a GenBank genome assembly. Lineage: Eukaryota; Viridiplantae; Streptophyta; Magnoliopsida; Asterales; Asteraceae.
AUGAGUAAAUUUAAAGACAAAAGACCUCCACAAUUGCUCGCAACAUCAACACCACAACAACAACAUUCCUACGAUGAUGCCGCGUUAGAAGGCGUCGCAGCAAAUGUCAAAUUACUUUUAAAAUUGAUUCAAGAUCACAAGGAGGCCUGCAAAACUCAAAGAAACGAUGGCAGACGGAUGUUGAGGGUGGCCGGAAUGAUGACCAUCCUCGACAUGGUCCGAACCCGAAUCCAAAAUUGUCAGUCCUUCGGAACCAAACGGUCCGAUGGGCUCGGACCGUUUGGGUUGAGCCCAGCUCAAAGCCCGAAGGAAAAACAACGGUCAACAGACCCGUUGACCGUUGACGAACAAGAGAAGCUAAAGAGAGAGCAUGGUGCGAGUUUAGCCGCACGUAAAAGUUUAGAGAUUAUGUGUUCAGGUUUGGGGAAAGAAAAGGAGAUUAUGAUGGGGGAGUUAGCGAAAAAAGCACAUGAGUUAUCAGAAAUGGAAGAACAUAUAAAUUAUUUAAAAGCGCAAAAUGAGACAUUAUUGACAAAAGUUUCACAAUGUGCGGAAAUGCAUAAACAUGAUGAGAAAAAACAACUUUUGGAAUCGCUUGAUGGGUAUCGAUUAAUGAAGAGGGAGGUGAGCGAAGUGCACGAGGAGAAUAUGGCGAUGCAGGCUACAAUAGAGGAAAUGGGAACAAAAGUUAGUGCAAGUCUAUACAAAAUUCGAAACUAUAGACAACAUUUAAACAAUGAUAGUGAAGAAAUUGUCGAUAUUGAAGAGGGGAUUUUGGAAUUAGAGCAUAUGUUCAAGUGUUUUGAAAAGAAUUCAAGUAAAACUGCUCAUUCUUAG